AUGCAGCAGAGGAUGAAGCAGGCGGCGGCGGUAGCGGCGCAGCAGCAGCAGCAGAUGAUGCAGCAGGCGCUACUCAUGCACCACCACCAGCAGCAGGCGGCGGCCGCGGCGGCCGCGGUGCCGCCCAUGUUCCCGCCGCACCACGCGCACCCGGGUCUCCUCGCCGCGCCGCAUAUAGAGCCCAUCGUUAGUGGGAACCUGCCUCCUGGGUUUGAUUCAAGCACGUGCCGCAGUGUGUAUGUUGGCAAUAUCCAUCUUCAAGUCACAGAUUCACUACUGCAUGAAGUUUUCCAGAGUAUUGGUCCAGUUGAAGGGUGUAAGCUCAUUAGGAAAGAAAAGUCAUCUUUUGGUUUUGUUGACUAUUAUGACCGUAGAUAUGCUGCAAUUGCUAUUGUGUCACUCAAUGGUAGACAACUGUUUGGCCAGCCAAUAAAAGUCAAUUGGGCAUACGCAAGUACCCAGAGAGAGGAUACAUCAGGUCAUUUUAACAUCUUUGUCGGGGAUCUUUGCCCGGAGGUUACGGAUGCUGCUUUGUUUGCUUUUUUCUCGGCAUAUUCUACAGAUGCUAGAGUUAUGUGGGAUCAGCAGACUGGACGAUCUAGAGGGUUUGGUUUCGUUUCUUUUAGGAAUCAGCAGGAUGCACAAACUGCCAUGAAUGAGUUGAAUGGAAAGUGGCUUGGCAACCGCCAAAUUCGUUGCAAUUGGGCGACGAAGGGCGCUAAUGCUGGUGAAGAGAAGCAAAGUACAGACUCCAAGGGUAUGGUGGAAUUGAUAAACGGCUCAUCAGAGGCUGGCAAGGAGAAUGCAAACGAAGAUGGUCCUGAAAAUAACCCACAGUAUACAACUGUUUAUGUUGGCAAUCUUCCCCAUGAUAUCAACAGCAAUGAUGUGCAUCGAUUUUUCCAUUUACUCGGGGCUGGCUCAAUUGAGGAGGUCCGUGUAACACGCGAUAAAGGAUUUGGCUUUGUGAGAUAUAGUACCCAUGAAGAAGCUGCACAAGCAAUACAGACGGGUAAUGGCCAACUUAUUGGCGGGAGGCAGAUCAAGUGCUCUUGGGGAAGCAAACCAACUCCACCAGGGACAGCAUCUGCGCCUCUGCCUCCUCCGGCAUUAGCGCCAUACACCCCUGGCGUGUCAGCAGCUGACCUCAUCUCCUACGACCGAUCCCUUGCUCUGAGCAAGAUGGCUGCUGACCCGGCCCUGGUGGGUCAGCACGCCGCCCUGAGGCAGGCCGCGAUGGAUAUGGGCGCCGGCGCCCGCAAGGCCAUCUUUGACGGGGGCUUCCAGAGUGUCAACCCUCAGCAGCAGCAGCAGCAACAGCAGCAGCUCAUGUACUACUGA
Molecule: messenger RNA, 1341 nt
Organism: Triticum turgidum subsp. durum (durum wheat)
Lineage: Eukaryota; Viridiplantae; Streptophyta; Magnoliopsida; Poales; Poaceae
Source: the annotation of a GenBank genome assembly